UCCUCCCAAAAUUAAUAAUAUUUUGUUAUUUCAUUUGUGUUCUUGAAUUAGUAAUCUAAUUCUUAAGAGAAGUAUUUCUUGUUCCUUGAAUGUCAUAAAUAUUUUUUGCAGUUGUAACCAUUGAAUAUUUAAUUUUUCUAUUACCAUCAAAAAGAUAUUUGUGGGAUCGAUGUCGUUGUUAUCAUCGUUUACAUGGUCUCUUCUCGAUUUGAUUUCAAUUUGAUAGUUUUUGUUAGAAUUGUACAUUUAUUAAUAUGAGAAAAGUACGAUUUUCACAAUUCGUUGUGGUGAUAAUAAUUUCUACAGUCUUAUUCUCAACAAGUAUUGUUUAUUCUCAAGAUGAUUUAGACGAAGAUAAUAGUCAGAGUACAAAUCCAGCAGCCCUUCAAGUUGUUGCGCAGAUGUUAUACAAUCAACUAGCUAAUAUCACACAAGUCUUUGAACCAGAUAUCAAACAACAUUUGGGUUUCUGCAUAAAGGAUGUGCAAGCUGAUUGGAAAUCAGCUUUUAAUUUUUCAGAUGAUCUUGGGUUUUUGACAUCUUGCAUGCAAAAAAUUAAAGAUGUUCCUAAACGAGUAUGUACUGCAGCAGAAGUUAAGAUUUACAUGAGCAGUUUAGUUGAUGGAGGGCAGACGACUUCAAAUUAUGUAAAGCCGAAUAUUAAUUGUAACUUAAGCUCAUGGAACGAUGGGUGUGAACCAGGGUGGGCAUGUAGUGUUGGUAAAGAUCGAAAAGCUGAUAUAAAAAACUCAAAAACCAUUCCGGAUAGAACUGGAGAUUGUCAACCUUGUUGUGCUGGAUUCUUUUGCCCUAAGGGUAUCACUUGCAUGAUUCCUUGUCCAUUAGGAGCUUACUGUCCAUUUGCCACACUCAACAAAACAACAGGAAGAUGUGAUCCAUAUACAUACCAAAUACCACCAGGAAAGCCAAAUCAUACGUGUGGUGGAGCUGAUGUAUGGUCUGAUGUCCUCAGUAGUGAUGAAACGUUUUGCGCAGCAGGCUCGUAUUGUCCUUCUACAGUCGUAGAACUUCCAUGUAGCGCUGGGCACUAUUGUAGAAAGGGUUCAAUUCAAGAAAAACCAUGUUUCAAGUUGGCUAGUUGUACCGAAAAAGUUGCUAAUCAAAACAUACAUGCAUAUGGUAUAUUGCUUAUUGCUAUAUUAAGUACCAGCCUACUUCUUGUAUAUAAUUGCUCAGACCAAGUUCUUACUACUCGAGAACGAAGAUUAGCUAGAUCUAGAGAGCGUGCAAUAAGAAGUGCAAAAGAAACUGCACAAGCUCGUGAAAGAUGGAAGGUAGCAAAAGAGAAUGCUAGAAAUCGCGCUGUAGGGUUACAACAACAACUGUCGCGUACUUUCUCUAAGAAGAAAUCUACAAAGCAAGAUCCACUAAAAGGUUUUGGAGCACAAAAAUCUGCAAGUAACGACAAUGUUAUGAGUUCCUCUGAUCCAAAAUCAAAAAAGAAAGGACAUAGCAAACUUACGAAAAUGAUGCAAGAAAUCGAAGAUGAUCCAGAUAGUAAUGAAGGUUUUAACGUGGAGAUAGGAGAUAAAAACAUAAAAAAGCAAUUCAAAGCGAAAGAAUUACAUACGCGUAGUCAAAUAUUUAAGUAUGCAUAUGGGCAACUUGAAAAAGAAAAGGCUAUGCAACAAGAAAACAAGAACCUUACAUUUUCUGGAAUAAUUUCAAUGGCAACUGAUACAGAAAUCCGAAAAAGGCCUUUACUAGAGGUUGCUUUUAAAGAUUUAACCCUUACCUUAAAAGGAAAGCAUAAACAUUUGUUGCGGUGCAUUACUGGAAAACUUAUGCCUGGUCGAGUUUCUGCAGUCAUGGGUCCUUCAGGGGCUGGAAAGACAACAUUUCUUUCGGCUGUGACUGGAAAAGCAACAGGAUGUAAUGUAACCGGAAAAAUUCUCAUCAAUGGAAAGAAUGAAUCGGUUAACUCUUACAAAAGGAUCAUUGGGUUUGUUCCACAAGAUGAUAUUGUGCAUGGUAACUUAACUGUCGAAGAAAAUCUGAGAUUCAGUGCUCGUUGUAGGUUGCCUGGGGAUCUUCCAAAGGCUGAUAAGGUUUUGGUUGUUGAAAGAGUAAUAGAGGCUUUAGGAUUACAAGCAAUACGCGAUUCUUUAGUGGGAACAGUUGAGAAAAGAGGAAUCUCAGGAGGACAAAGAAAACGAGUAAAUGUAGGUUUAGAAAUGGUUAUGGAACCUUCACUCUUAAUUUUAGAUGAGCCAACUUCCGGUUUAGAUAGUUCUUCAUCUCUUUUACUUCUAAGAGCCCUUAGACGUGAAGCUCUUGAAGGAGUUAAUAUUUGUACGGUUAUCCACCAACCCAGCUAUGCAUUGUUCAAGAUGUUCGACGAUUUCAUACUACUUGCAAAAGGAGGUCUUACAGUGUACCAUGGAUCAACAAAGAAAGUGGAAGAGUAUUUUGCAGGACUAGGAAUUAUUGUACCAGAAAGAGUUACUCCUCCGGAUCAUUACAUUGAUAUUUUGGAGGGAAUUAUUAAGUCGGGAUCUAAUGUUACACGCGAACAACUUCCAGUAAGAUGGAUGCUUCAUAAUGGUUAUCCGGUUCCCCAAGACAUGUUGCAUCUUUGCGACGAAAUUUCUAAUACUUCUCCCGAAGGCUCUCUAAAGCCUCAAGUUGAUAAACGUUUCGAAAAGACUUUUAUUGGAGAUCUUAUUCAUGAAAUCAAGUGCGCACUUGUAUUAAGGAGAGAGCAUCUUAAGCAUAAUUUCUUGAUAAAAAAAGACUUGUCUAAUCGGAUUACCCCUGGAAUUAUGCGCCAAUAUAGAUAUUUUUUAGGAAGAGUUGGAAAGCAAAGGCUUCGUGAAGCUAAAUUACAAGCCGUGGAUUAUUUAAUUCUUUUACUAGCUGGAGCUUGUUUAGGAACUCUUGCAAAAGUGAGCGAUGAAACAUUUGGUGCAAUCGGAUAUAAUUACACUGUAAUUGCCGUAUCUCUUUUAUGCAAGAUUUCAGCAUUGAGGUCAUUCACACUUGAUAGAUUACAAUAUUGGAGAGAAAGUUCGUCUGGAAUGAGCAGUUUGGCAUAUUUUCUGUCUAAAGACUCAAUUGAUCUUUUCAAUACCCUUUUUAAGCCUUUGGUUUAUCUAUCGGUGUUCUACUUUUCCAAUAAUCCAAGAUCCAGCUUUUUGGCCAAUUACGUUGUCUUGGUUUGUCUUGUUUAUUGUGUAACCGGGGUUGCUUACGGCUUAGCUAUACUUCUGCAGCCAGGUCCCGCACAACUGUGGUGUGUUCUUCUUCCAGUAGUCUUAUCACUCAUUGCAAGCCAAGAUAGAGAAAGUAAAAUUAUGUAUCAAGUAGGAAAAUUUACCUACUCCAAAUGGGCUUUAGAGGCUUUUGUCAUUGCUAAUGCUGAAAAGUAUAGUGGAGUAUGGCUAAUUACUCGUUGUGGAUCUUUGAUGCAAAGUGGAUAUAGUCUCAAUCACUGGAAUCGAUGUUUGAUAUUUCUUAUUAUAGGUGGGAUUGUUAGUCGAAUUAUAGCUUUCAUUUUUAUGAUGGUGGUACAAAAGAAAUGAAACCACUACAUUUUUUAAUAUUAGUGUACAAACAUUACAAAUUUGUUAACGUUAGUUAUUCUUCUCAUUAGAAGCCAAUCUACGGAAGUUCAAAUUUUAUGUAAACUUUAAGUUUAGGAACUACUUUCUAGCAUUGUAA
Messenger RNA from Spinacia oleracea (spinach), 3681 nucleotides. Its product is annotated as ABC transporter G family member 28-like. Lineage: Eukaryota; Viridiplantae; Streptophyta; Magnoliopsida; Caryophyllales; Amaranthaceae. The coding region runs from base 255 to 3542 and encodes 1095 amino acids. Gene Ontology annotation, biological process: transmembrane transport. The transcript is spliced from 14 exons. Gene Ontology annotation, molecular function: ATP binding; ABC-type transporter activity; ATP hydrolysis activity. Gene Ontology annotation, cellular component: membrane. The record is from RefSeq and is a predicted model, not a curated record.